Molecule: messenger RNA, 947 nt
Organism: Pseudomassariella vexata
Lineage: Eukaryota; Fungi; Ascomycota; Sordariomycetes; Amphisphaeriales; Pseudomassariaceae
Exons: 1
Coding region: 359-847 (162 amino acids)
Source: RefSeq, a predicted model, not a curated record
UGGGUCGUCUCCAAAUGCAAAGAAUGCUGCUAAGUUUGACUGCCCGUGCUGGACAGGGGCCUGCCAACUCAAGUUUGGAAUCUGGAGACGAGUCAAAAAGUCGAGAUGCACACCUGCGCGAACAACGCCCAGACUAGCGCCAGACUUGGAAACUAAGCCUUCCAGCUCAGGGAUGGUCCGGGCCCUUUACCGAUUUGUGUGUUACAAAUUCGUCUUUUUUGGAGGCGAUUGAGACUUGUGGCUCGGCGACUUCAGAAUUAGAGUAUUCAAGAUUCGGGACUGACAGAAGCCACGAGCGGGUAGGCUUGAAGUGGAUCUGCAACUUGGAGUUUCGAGUCUUGCUGAAUCCGCACCGAAGAUGACGAAUGACGAAAGUAAUGAGAUGACGGCAGGCGACUGUCGUCUGUCGCCUGUUUUCCCCAAGUCAGCCCAAUUGAUGCGCGCCUUGCCGCGCUACUUUGGAGAACGUAACGCUAUCGGCCGCUUGAUGAGAUGCUGCGUCGGUACACAAAAAAAUUGGAGAGAUAUGCACCAGCGACGCUGCUGUCAGGGGGUGUCCGUGCCUUUCGGGCUUGGGAUGAUGGGGCCCCUAGGUGCGGCUCCCGUGACGCUUCAGGUCCGCGACGGCCAAUCUCUGGGGAGGGGAGGCCACUGUUUAGAUCUGGUACUAGUCCCCAAAGAUGUGUUUUUUCUGAACUUGGUUAUUUGGGUUUUCUUUGCCUUUGAUGAAGAAAGAUUGUACAAUAUUCGGUUUUGCGACUCGGUUGCGAUUGUGCUGGCAAGCAUCAGAAAAAGCCUGGCUGAUGAUAGCUUUAGAAGUUUGAAGGCUUCAAUAGCGCCAGGAUAAGGCUCUAAUUUGUUGCGGGAGUUGUCCGGGAGCGGAUAGGUGACUAUGCGGGUCACAAGGUAACAACAAGCUGGGGCGGAUACUGGAAACAAGUUCGUGC